AUGUCCACCCUUGAAGACCUCGAUGAUCUUGAGCGGGAAGAGAGAGAGAAGAAGAAGGACACGGGCGAUGGCGAUGGCAAGACACCCAAUGGAGGCGAGGAUGCGGAGAUGAAGGACGCCGAAAAGAAGGAGGACGAGGACGAGCUGUUGGACGACGAGAUCCUCCGCUCAAACACCGCAGACAUCGUCAAGCGGCGGCGGAUGCUGGAAAACGAGCUUCGCAUCAUGAAGAGUGAAUACCAGCGCCUGACACACGAACAAAACACGAUGAAGGAGAAGGUGAAGGAUAACAUGGAGAAGAUCGAGAACAACAGGUACGGACGGGGCUCCCUCAAAAAAACGCAGCUGCUAACAAACCGCUUCUCCCACAGGCAACUACCCUAUCUUGUCGGGAACGUGGUAGAACUGUUAGAUCUGGACGUCGAGGCUGAGGCUGCCGAGGAGGGCGCCAACAUCGAUCUUGACGCCACCCGGGUGGGCAAGUCGGCCGUCAUCAAAACAUCUACCCGACAGACGAUCUUCCUUCCCCUUAUCGGUCUCGUUGACCACGAAAAGCUCAAGCCCGGUGACCUGAUCGGUGUGAACAAGGACUCCUACCUUGUCCUGGACACUUUACCGGCAGAGUACGACAACCGAGUAAAGGCCAUGGAGGUCGACGAGAAGCCCACCGAGAAGUACACUGAUAUCGGAGGGUUGGACAAGCAAAUCGAAGAGAUCGUGGAAGCCAUCGUAUGGCCGAUGAAGGAGGCAGAGCGGUUCAAGAAGCUCGGCAUCAAAGCACCAAAAGGUGCCCUGAUGUACGGCCCCCCCGGAACCGGUAAAACGCUACUUGCCCGUGCGUGCGCGGCAGAGACCAACGCCACUUUCCUCAAGCUCGCGGGCCCCCAGCUCGUGCAGAUGUUUAUCGGAGACGGCGCCAAGCUUGUCCGCGACUGCUUUGCCCUUGCCAAGGAAAAGGCCCCCUCGAUCAUCUUCAUCGACGAGUUGGACGCCGUGGGCACGAAACGCUUCGACUCGGAAAAGUCCGGUGAUCGUGAAGUGCAGCGAACCAUGCUCGAGCUGCUGAACCAGCUCGACGGGUUCGCCUCGGACGACCGCAUCAAGGUCCUCGCCGCCACCAACCGAGUCGACGUCCUGGACCCGGCUCUGCUCCGCUCGGGCCGUUUGGAUCGCAAGAUCGAAUUCCCCCUGCCCAACGAGGAGGCCCGCGCCAACAUCCUGCAGAUCCAUUCGCGCAAGAUGGCCGUCGAGGACAGCGUCAACUGGGCGGAGCUGGCUCGUAGCACGGACGAGUUCGGCGGCGCCAUGCUCAAGGCCGUCUGCGUCGAGGCUGGCAUGAUCGCCUUGCGUAAGGGAAUGAGCAAGGUCGGCCACGAGAACUACGUCGACGCCAUCGCAGAGGUCCAGGCCAAGAAGAAGGAUACAAACAUGGGCAUCUAUGUCUAA
This is a messenger RNA of Penicilliopsis zonata CBS 506.65, 1446 nucleotides long. RefSeq lists its product as hypothetical. Gene Ontology annotation, molecular function: ATP binding; ATP hydrolysis activity; proteasome-activating activity. The record is from RefSeq and is a predicted model, not a curated record. Gene Ontology annotation, biological process: proteasome-mediated ubiquitin-dependent protein catabolic process. Bases 1 to 1446 code for a protein of 481 amino acids. The transcript is spliced from 3 exons. Gene Ontology annotation, cellular component: proteasome regulatory particle, base subcomplex. NCBI's taxonomy places the organism in Eukaryota, Fungi, Ascomycota, Eurotiomycetes, Eurotiales, Aspergillaceae.